AUAAUUCUUCACAAUCUUCACAAGGAUUCUUGCCGCUCGACUAUAGCCAAGAUGAAUUACAAGAGGAUUUAAUAAAUGUUGAGAACAUGAUUUCAUCAGAUGAUGAAAAAGAACAUGACAAUGAUCCUGUGUUUAACUUAGAGCAAAGCCUAUACAAGUAUGCUCUAGCUUCAGCAGAAUUUGAAAAUGAUCUAUGGAAAGAAUUUAAUGUGGAAGACAUACCAAUUUUGCAAGAAAUAAGUAAAGCAGACCCGGAAUGCACUGCAAUGCAUUUAGGUGAUACUGAAACUACGCUUCUCCAUUUUGCAAAGCUAAUUGAAAUGGUGGCAUACUCAGAAAAUGAUAUAAUAAAAAAGAAUUUACUUCAAGGCCUCAUUCCAUGCAUAGAAAAUUUUAAUCUGGAUUCGUCUUCCGCAUCAUCUAGCAAAUUACCCAGCUUUUUAAUUCGUACUUUGCUAUUUCAAAAAUAUGAAAUUGUUAGACAAAAACAAAAAGAAUGCAAAAGCACUAUAACUGAAUUUAACAAAAGCGAAAUAGUGAAAAGCACAGCAUUCUUGUCUUCUAUAAUUUUAACAACCGCAUUUAAAGGCUAG
Messenger RNA from Dentiscutata erythropus, 593 nucleotides. NCBI's taxonomy places the organism in Eukaryota, Fungi, Glomeromycota, Glomeromycetes, Diversisporales, Gigasporaceae. The record is from the annotation of a GenBank genome assembly.